AUGCCCACUAUCCCGGACACACCACUAGCUGCCAGCACUCUCGAGGAAAGAAUGGAUAGCGUGGGGAGAACCCAAGAGAGACUCCUGGGGCUUAUGGAGCAAUUGAGAGGGGAUGAAGAAGCCGAAAUUGUUAUCGGAGGAGCGACAACCAUCAUGACUGUCCUUCCCGAAAUGGCCCGCAUGACGCUGGGCAACCUCCAGCUGACCGACGGCAUCUACUUCACCAUGACGCCCAACGCCUUCACCAAGCCCGAGGAAAAGCUCGAGUGGUGCCUCUACUUCGCCAUCCGCUGCCUCAACGGCACCCCCCGUCUCGGACCUGAUCCGGGAGGGCUUCCACUGGUCCAGAAAGAACAUCAUCACCUCCGACACUAUCUACUACCACGACGAGAAGAACAGCCGCCAGCGCCGCUUCUGGCACCUUCGCGAGUUUGCGGACGAGGCCCCAUCCUACUCCCGCUGGAUAAUGCAGAUCGCCUUCCAGUCCGCCAAGCUGGAAACCUGCGCAAAGUUCUGCCUCGACGACACCACCCCCCACCACCGCAAGAUCCAACACGCCUUUGCCAUGCCAAGAACAGAUACGGCAACACCGUCUUUUUGUACACCCGUGACGAGUCCAACCCUGUUGUCAUCAACUGCGUGCUGGAGGAUGCGGGGCAGAACAAAGACUUGACCAAGUGGCUGUAGUCGAUGGUGUGCAUCGAGGGUUCCGUUGGUGGUGAAAGGAAGCGUUCUCCGCGGCAAGGAAAGGAGAGGAGGGUCCAAGAGGGCUGCCGGUGUGAACCUCGCCUCAGUAUAACGAGGAGGAGGAACAGCAAGAGCGUGUCGUCAAGACAGCCCCAUUAGAGACUGCCAACAAAUUUGCGAGCAUGCUUGACGAAAUCAACAAGAUCACGACGGAUACUGCUUGGCCUUUACCUUGAGACGAGGUUGUGAGGUCUUGUACCUGGACGCAGGCAGACCGACUAUGUGACCGCCUGAUGAUGAGGCUGGAGAAAAGAAGGCAGGGGGGAGGGCAAGGUAACCUUUGGGUUACCCAAAGUCGAACCUUAUGUGGUUGGCAGUUUGUUUAGUGUUUAGUGCUUCAUUU
This is a messenger RNA of Podospora pseudocomata, 1090 nucleotides long. RefSeq lists its product as uncharacterized. Lineage: Eukaryota; Fungi; Ascomycota; Sordariomycetes; Sordariales; Podosporaceae. The coding region runs from base 1 to 687 and encodes 228 amino acids. The record is from RefSeq and is a predicted model, not a curated record. The transcript is spliced from 3 exons.